Molecule: messenger RNA, 1164 nt
Organism: Vigna radiata var. radiata (mung bean)
Lineage: Eukaryota; Viridiplantae; Streptophyta; Magnoliopsida; Fabales; Fabaceae
Product: F-box/kelch-repeat protein At3g23880-like
Exons: 1
Coding region: 1-1164 (387 amino acids)
Molecular function (GO): protein binding
Source: RefSeq, a predicted model, not a curated record
AUGGCCACGGUUUCUUCUGGUAGAAUACUCGCUGAUCAUGAUGAUCUCAUAGUGGAAAUUCUUUCAUGGCUUCCUGUAACAAGUAUCGGGCGAUUCAGGUGUGUUUCAAAAACAUGGAAAUCCCUUAUAUCCGGUUCCUAUUUUGUAAAAUUACACGUUGAAAGGUCUUCCAGAAACCCACAAAUCGUAUUAAUGCUGAGAAAGGAACACGAGAAGCAAUGUUUCAUGGCUUUAUUCUUCUCUAUAUCUUCUUUAAUCGAAAACCCUGUACCCACUUUUCGUGCUAGUGUCGGGCACUCUCCCAUCAGCUCUAGAAUUUUAUUCGGUUCUUGCAAUGGUUUGCUUUCCAUACAUGAAUCUCUCUCCACAGAUGAAUAUGAAGAGCAUUGGGUCGACUUUUGGAACCCUGUCACCAAGACUUCCUCCGGACCUUCACCAAGCUUGCGUCUCAAUUACGAUACUGAUUUUCAGUAUCUUAGGAAUUUCUGGUACAACAAUGAUUUUUACUAUUUUAGGAAUUUUGGUUUUGGGUAUGACGAUCGAAGCGACAGUUACAAGGUGGUGAUAAUGCUUUUGCAUACCCGUACACUGCGAACGAGUGUAUGGGUUUACUGCAUGGGUGACCAACACUGGAACUGUACUUUGACAAAUUGUUCGGCUUUUCACACUAUUGACAGUAAUGGACACUCUCUUAAUGGCACUGUUAACUGGUUAGGAUUUUCUGAAGAAUCGAGAAAGAAGGUACAAAUAUUUUCGUAUGAUCUAUAUAACGAUACAUGCAAAUAUUUGUCGGUGCCUGAACUCCCCUAUAAAGAACCUCACGCGAAUUCUAUCGGAAUUUUGAAUGGUUGUCUUUGUUUUUUUCUUCAUGAGAAGACAGACUUUGUUGUUUUGGUAUUGAAGGAUAUUCAAGAUGAAACAUCUUGGACUCAGUUGCUGAGGGUAAGUUAUAACCGUCUUCAGAUCAAUGAAUAUAGCAGCAACCUGCGAAUUUUGUGCAUGUCUGGUGAUCUAUUGUUGCUCACAUAUUCAAAGAUGGGAUAUUGCGAAUUCAUUAUCUUUAAUCUUAAGGAUAAUAAAGUGGAAAGUAUUGAAGGGUUGUUCCAGCCCAUCGUCUUUAACAUGUUCUCCUUUCCCUAUGCUCCAACCUUUAUUUCGCUUUGA